Molecule: messenger RNA, 1065 nt
Organism: Pleurotus ostreatus (oyster mushroom)
Lineage: Eukaryota; Fungi; Basidiomycota; Agaricomycetes; Agaricales; Pleurotaceae
Product: Versatile peroxidase vpl1
Exons: 13
Coding region: 1-1065 (354 amino acids)
Biological process (GO): response to reactive oxygen species; hydrogen peroxide catabolic process; cellular response to oxidative stress
Molecular function (GO): peroxidase activity; heme binding
Source: RefSeq, a predicted model, not a curated record
AUGACAUUCUCUGGACUCUCUUCUCUGAUCUUGGCUCUCGGCGCUGUGCAGCUCUCGAAUGCUGCCUCGAUUAAGCGUGCUACAUGCGCAGAUGGCAACACUGUCACUAAUGCUGCUUGCUGCGUCUUGUUCCCAAUUUUGGAGGACAUCCAGACCAACCUCUUCGACGGUGGAGAGUGCGGUGAAGAGGUUCAUGAGUCACUCCGUCUGACUUUCCACGACGCUAUUGGGUUCUCUCCCAGCCGAGGUGGUGGAGGAGCUGAUGGCUCCUUGAUCACCUUCAGCGAGAUCGAAACUCCAUUCCAUGCGAACCUUGGUAUCGACGAAAUCGUCGAAGCUCAGAAGCCUUUCGUCGCGAAGCAUAACAUCUCAGCAGGUGACUUCAUCCAGUUCGCUGGAGCUGUUGGUGUUAGUAACUGCCCUGGCGCUCCGCGACUACAAUUCUUCCUGGGUCGCCCCGACGCCGUAGCUCCAGCGCCAGACCUGACGGUUCCUGAGCCAUUUGACUCGGUGGACAGCAUCCUUGCGAGGUUUGCUGACGCUGGCUUCUCGCCUGCUGAAGUCGUUGCCUUGUUGGCUUCUCACACCAUCGCUGCCGCCGACAAUGUUGACCCAACGGUAUUCACUGACAGAACGCCAUUCGACUCGACUCCUUCAGUUUUCGAUUCCCAGUUCUUCGUUGAGACCCAGCUCCGCGGGACAAGCUUCCCAGGUACUGCCGGAAACCAGGGCGAAGUUGAAUCUCCCCUUCGAGGAGAGAUGCGGCUUCAGUCUGACUCCGAGGUAUAUCCCAGAACCGCAUGCGAAUGGCAGUCGUUUGUCAACAAUCAAUCCAAGUUGCAAUCUGCGUUUAAGGCCGCGAUGUUGAAACUGUCUUUGGUCGCCCAGGACAAGAGCAAGCUGGUCGACUGUUCUGACGUGAUCCCUGUUCCUCCAACACUGAACGCAGCCGCACAUUUCCCAGCUGGACUUACCAAGAAUGACGUCGAGCAAGCCUGCGCUGCUACUCCUUUCCCCGCUUUGACUACUGACCCUGGUCCAGUCACUGCCGUCCCGCCCGUGUGA